Molecule: messenger RNA, 666 nt
Organism: Nezara viridula (southern green stink bug)
Lineage: Eukaryota; Metazoa; Arthropoda; Insecta; Hemiptera; Pentatomidae
Source: the annotation of a GenBank genome assembly
CGAACACAUGCGACAAAUAUUCGUUUUGUAUUCAUUCUUCAGUUCAUAAUAUAAAUGAAUACAAAGAAGAGAAUUAUAUUCGUGUUGGGAGGACCAGGGUCAGGGAAAGGGACCGUCUGCGACUACCUAAGCAGAGAAUACAAGAUAGGACAUUUGUCCGCAGGUGUUUUGCUGAGGAAGGAAAUUUCAAACCCCAGGUCCCAUCUAGGAAAGCUUAUCCGGGAGCAUAUCGUUAACGGCACUAUCGUGCCAGCUACUGUCACUUGUGCACUGCUGCGAAAGGCAAUGGAGGCCGCAGGAGAUUUCGAAACGUUCCUACUGGACGGCUUCCCGAGGAACAAGGAGAACAUGGACGGCUGGUUCAAAGAGAUGGGGCAAGAGACUGAAUUAUUGUUCAUCCUGUUUCUCAAGGCGAGUGAGGAUGUCCUGAUGAAAAGAUGUCUCAGCAGAAAAUCAAGCGAUAGGUCUGAUGAUGACGUCGAAAUCAUCAAAAAGAGGCUACGCACCUUCUACGACGAGACUAUGGACGUAAUAUCACAUUUCAUGUCUCAACAGAUGGUUCGCGCUUUGGACACUAAUAAAACGAAAGAUGAGGUUUUUAAAAAAGCUAGAGCAAUAUUUGAUCAAAGUUUAUGAUUGCUGCUUAACAUGUGUGACAUUUAUUGU